AUCUGAAGUUGUGACACAAUGUUUGGACAAGGGGCAGGAUUUGGUCAGUCUAGUGCUGGAUCUGCAUUUGGGCAGGCAACUGGACAAAACCAACAGACCUAUGGCACUGGGCAGGGUCCUGGGUUUGGCACAAAUGGGCAAUCAACAUUUGGUUCAGCAGGCCAGACACCAAUGGGAUUUGGAAGUACAACACAAUCCUCAUCAAUUUUUGGUACAUCUACAAGUACACCAGCAUUUGGUGGUUCUUCAGUGUUUCGUACAACCACAAAUUCAUCAGCAUUUGGUGUAACCAUGAGCACCAGCCAAUCAACAUUUGGAGCUGGAACUGCCUUUGGAACUGGUCUCAUAAACAAUUCAUCAGCUUUUAUCUCAAGUCAGACAUCCAGUGGAUCAGGUUUUGGUAAUGUGGCAACUUCAUCAUCAAUAUUUGGUGGUUCAGGAACUGCAAGUACAUUAGGUGGCCAAACUACAGCAACAUCUUUAUUUGGGGGUACAAAUCUCACUAUUUUAGAGCCUCUUGGUGGCUCUGGACAGGGCAGUGGUUCUGUACUUACUAGCUCCAAUCAAACCAUUUCUGCUUUCAGUACUGCUGCUCCGAGCAAUUUAGCAUUUGGUGGCACAAGUAAUAGCCAGAGAAGCACAACAUUUGGUGCCGCUAGCCAGAGUAGUUCAACAUUUGGUGGCACUGGCCAGGGAAGUUCAGUCUUUGGUGGCACGGGCCAAGGAAAUUCAACAUUUGGUGGCACUGGCCAGGGAAGUUCAACAUUUGGUGGCACCAGCCAGGGCAGUUCAAUGUUUGGUGGCUCUGGCCAAGGAAGUUCAAUUUUUGGUGGCACUGGCCAGGGUAGUUCAACAUUAGUUGCCACUGGGCAGGGUAACGCAUCUGUAUUUGGUGGUCAGACUACCUUAGCCUUUGGAAGUACAACAGGAUUUGGCACAGUACCACAGGGACAAACAGCUCCUGGACAACAAAGUAAAGAAACUGGUUCUACAGCCAGCCUGUUUGGCGGCACUACUACAACCAAUGUGUUUGGAGGUGCUUCUAAGACCAGUUCAGGAUCUGUGUUCGGUGGAUCUGAGGGUAAAGUCCCUACAGGAAAUGCUGCCAGUCCUCCAUCAAAUCUCUCCAAACAGCUACAGCCCCCUAAAACAACUUUCAUCACCAAGACAACACUGUCAAAAGGUGGAGAAGAUUGUAAAGGAUCAGGAUCUGACAGGACUCCCACAGGAACACAGGACCAAGCCAUGCCUUCACAUGGUCAGUGUUUGACUGGCACUAAUGUCUCCACCGGGAGCUCUUCCUCUUCCACUCAUCUCUUUGGUAAAACAGAUGACAAAAACCAGGGUCUUUUUGGCAAGGACAGGACUAGUGACACUCGCAAAUUGGGAAGGAAAACAAGUGAUGACACAGAUGAAGCUCCGAGGGCAAAGAGGACUAUGUUACGGCGACUGUCAUCUGUGUCUAGUGAUAUUUCUGACAAGGUUGUGAUAGUGUGUAGGAACGUUCCAGCUAAAUGUAAUAAUAGUAUGAGCUUGAAAAGUCACUUCACUAAGUUCGGCCAAGUGAAAAGGAUUUUACCAAACCCAAAACGGCAGCAGGCUACAAUUCACUUCAACACACAUGAAGAAGCUGCAAGGGCUAAACGCCUUGGUAGUAAGAUAGAUGGCAAUCUCAACCCGAUGGAGAUCUUCUGGAGGCGUCAGAGUGGUAGUGUAGUUACCUCCCCUGUUGGACAAAAGCAGGCAGAGGAAUCAACUAGUAGAGCAGGGGAUUCUGGCAAACGACGGGCCACAGGUGCUGAAAAAGACAAGCCCAAGUGGAUGAAGAGUGAGGUGGAUGAUGAGCUAAGUAGUAUGUCCGGCACAUCGGAUGUUAACAGGGAGGUCAGUGGAUCUCUGGACAGGGUACUCAAGCGUCCAGUUGGUCAGACUAGACCAGCACGUAGUCCCGUGACACGUACCAGACAGUCCAGUCCAACCCCAUUGACACCCUCAUCUUCUACAGAUGAUGUCAACAUUGGCAAAGAUUCCCUGCGGACAUUGAGUAACUCUAUUGGACAUACUGUAGCCGAAAAAAUUCAGAUACUCAAACUAAGAGACAAAGUUGUCAGACACGGUCGUACAAAACAGUCGAGUCUGGCUACAGCAAAGGCUUUUGUUGGCCACUGUCCUGACAUGUGUCCCGAGAUGGAACGAUAUGAUCGGCAAGAAAAGCGACGUCUUCAUCAGUUUGAAACUUUACAAGGCGUUGAGUUACAGCCUGGUAUGAACCCCCAGGUGGAUCACCUACGAGCUGUGAAGGAAUAUAGUAGAUCUUCUGCUGAUCAGGAAGAGCCACUUCCCUAUGAGUUACGUCCUAUAUCAGUUCUGGUGACAACCAUGAACUACCUCCUGAGUGAGAUAGCUGACAGAGGAAAUGACGGAACAUGGGGUGACUGGUUUGAUUUCCUGUGGAAUCGUAUGCGAGGUAUUCGGAAGGAUAUUACUCAACAACAGUUGUGUGACAUCCACACAGCCGAACUCCUGGAAAAAUGUGUCCGAUUCCAUGUAUUCUGUGCAGAACGACUUUGUGAAGAAGAUAUGUUUUCCUUUGAUGAAAAAAUCAACAAUGAAAACAUGACAAAAUGUCUGCAGACGUUAAAGGAACUGUACCAUGAUUUGUUGAAGAAACACAACACCUUCUGUCACAAUGAGGCUGAGAUAAGGGCUUACAUGAUCCUAAUGAACUUGAAUCAGGGUGAUAUUUUAAGAGAAACACAGCAGUUACGAGCAGAAGUUAGAAACUCGGUUCACAUACGGUUUGCACUGCAGGUGUAUUCUGCCCUCAACAGUCACAACUAUGUUAGAUUCUUUAGGCUUGUACGUGAUGCCUCCUACCUCAACGCCUGUAUCAUGCACAGGUACUUCACUCAGGUACGGGGUGGAGCACUGAAGAGAAUUCUGUUUACCUGUGGAAAAGGGGAUCACCAGUAUGCUAUAGACAACCUUGUGCGGAUUCUUGCAUUUGAAAACAGUUCAGAAGCAGCAGAUUUUUGUCAGUUUUAUGGACUGAGGGCAAAUACCAGUACAGUGAUUUUAAAUCGAUCAGACUUCAUACAGCCAGAAAACAACUGGCUGCCUCGACGAGCAGAAAGACUCAUAGAGUCAAAACGACUCAUUAGCAUUGGUGAGGUGAUAAAUGGGGCAGCUUUGCCACCUCUCUCUUUACCAUCACCAUCCUUCAGUUUUGAUGAUAAUGGCAAGUUUAUGGCAAAUAUUGGUAUCUCCAUGACAGAUAUGGCUGACUCUCCUUGUGCCCUGUCGGUAAAGCCAGAUAUAGAUUCCACAUCGCCAGCAACUGCUCCACCCCCAUACCCAGGUCCCAGCGGUAGUCGGCCAGGGAUCAAGAUAGAAUCAGCAUUGGAAUUCAAACCACAAACAACUAUCCAGACAGUACCAACAAUAUUACAAGCUGCACCACCCCAGCAACAAAAGUUCACUAACUUGGAUGUGAAGGAAUGUGCGAAGUUGCUGUUCUGGGAGGUGAUUGACGACUUCUGCACUCAAGUGUCUAAUGAGGUUUCCAAUGACGUGCAGACUUACCUGGACCAAAGUAAUGCUAUUGUACACUCUCUGGUAGAAGAGGUCCUUCAUCAGAACGUCAGAGCCCUGUCCAUCGCCUACUACAAUGAAGUCCAGGUCCUUCGACAACGUCAACUCAAACAAGAGAGGGAAGCUGCACUGAAGAGGGCCAUGGCUACACUGGUGUCAGAGGUUAUCAAAGAUGUGACCAAUCAGGAGUUGCUCAACCUCGCCACAGCCAAGGUCAGAGAAGUCAAGGCUGAACUGAAAGAACAACAGAAGGCACGAUGUUCUGAAGAUGUUGGUGAAGAACUAGUGGAAGAUGUGAUGGGAGAACUUGUACAAUCUGUAGCAUCAGACGUCUAUCAGAAGGAUGUAGUAGAACGACUGGAGGAGCUAGCAGACAUCGAGAAAUGUAUCCAGCUCAGAAUAGCUGGAAAGUUCCUACAAGCAUGGAAAAAAGAAUUCUCAGCUCGACAGAAACUUAAACGUGGUAUGCUGACCUUCCCAUCAGCUCCUGGUAUGGACUCCGCAACAGAGCAAAUAGAUAUUCUUAUCCCUGACAGGAGGGAAGAUGGCAUUGUGGGAAACAGCUUCUCCAUCAGUACUGAUGGUAGGCUAUCUCUGGCAUCAUCCAUACAGCUGUCUGAGCAAAGAUGGGUUGGAGCAAAGCUUCUUAGUGCCCAUGAAUUAUAUCAGAAUCUUUGUCACUGCAAGGCUUGGCAGCCUUUUGAUCUUGUGAAACAUGUUGGAGGAAUCCUACACAGAAAACACAAAGGUAAUCUCCCCACCUCUAUCUACUGGAAAUUGUUGCUCUGCCUGCCAGAUCCAGAUACCUGUGAUACAGAAGGAGACAAAAUUGCAACUUUUAACCUCAAUAUGUGGCUAAGAUCAAAGUUCUCAAAAAGUUCAAAGACUACAGGUCAGGAGGAUGUUUUAAGUCUGUACAAAGCAGACAUAGUCCAGGACAGUGACAGCUCAAAGUGUAAACUGUGUGUAUGUGUGAGGGCCAUCAAGGGGGCACAAAUCCAAAGGAACAGACAGGGCGUGGAGGCUCUUAUGGGGGUCAGUGGGAUUAUCCUGGUCCUACCCCCAGGCAUGGAUGAUGAUCCUGAUUCUCAAUACUGGAGGAGAGUGCAUCAGAGACUUGACAGUAUACUUAAGCUGAAGCCAUGUAAACCAGCAGUAUCCUUAGUCAUCUUGUGUCCAGUGGCAGGUGGUCAGUCCAUGGUCACUGACAAUAUGGUCCGCCAGACCAUCAUUGACAAGUACCCAAGUUUGGACAAAGUCGCCAAUAUCUACAUUCUGGACAUAGAUUACAGGGAUGACCUUGAAAUGGGGUUUGACUUUGACAGUUUGUCGUUGUCAGCAGAGGUUGAGGAGGCAGUACAAUGGCUUGGAGAGGAAUACCCAAACACACCACAAUUGUGUGUCAACUACAUACGUGACUUUAUAGAUACUACCCUGCACAAUCUGUUCUACUCACCUGUACUCUACAACCUGAAGCAGAGGAAAAUCAACAAUUGUUUACACCAGAGACCGAGUGACUUGCUGACUCUAUAUAAUGCUGUCAUUAGCCACAUGAAAGAAGUGAUUACCUCCCCUAGAUUGCUUGACCUCUCAUGGCCAGUUCCAGAGUUCAGUCAUUCAAAUGCUGUCGAAGGGCUACCCACAUCUUACUGGAAUGAUGAGGAUCACCUGGAAUAUCUGGGCAGUAUCAUCCAGGAAAUGGAGUUACCAUGGUUACAGGACAUUGACUUGGAAAAUACGGACUGGUGUGAAGUGUGUGAUGAGAUUUGGGCUUUUGUCCGAAGUGUGGCUGGGGAUGAUCAUGGAUCAGCCAAAGUUGAUCUGGUUUCCAAAAUGCGCUUGUUGCUGAAGACAAUAAGACAAGACUUUGAGGACACAUGUUAUCUUAUGGAGGGUGAGAAUCAUUGUGAGCCAAGUUUUGAGAAUGUGCCCUGGACAGAUGUGAUCACAGCAUGUAUAGAAUACAGGAUGACCUCCAUUGGUUUUACAGACCCGCAGAUUGAUGAUUCAGAGGAUGAUGACCAGGAGUUAAAGGUGGUAUAUUUCAAUGACCACUUACAGGCUUACAAAUCCCCAGAUACCUGGACAUACCUGGAGAGUCAACGAGACAUUACAGGUCUUCCAUCACUGAACACCACUGUCCGUACUGCAGUAGAUAAAGUUCAUGAGGCUAAGCUUGAGCAGAGGAGACGAGAGAAAAUACAAGAUUCUCACAUAACAUCUACAUCCUUUACAACUAUCAACCUGGACCCUUUAUCACAGGAAGAAAUGAAGGCAAAAGAGGAAACUUGCCGUCUGCUUGAAUCUGUCAAAACAGAACGUCGUGAAUCACAAAAAUUUGAUCAAUAUCUUCAAAGAGUUUUGAAUGAAUUUGACACAGAUAGUCCAGAUGAAACAUUUAGCAGAAGUAGCCCAUUGUUUCUUAACUCUAAUUAUAUGGCUCUUCCUGAAGUUCUGGAUGCCUCUGGAAUCGAACCAUCAGUGUUUGCAGACUGUGUUACUCCUCAGCGACCCCCUUUAUCAGACCAAUCCAGACUUUCUGCCUUUAAGCUCCUUGAUUCGUCAAUUUCUAAGGAGUCAGCUUUAGCAAGUGUUGAGACUGGCGGCGUGUCGGACAAAUUGUCAAAACUGAAGGAAGAAAUAAAGCUGUAUAGGAGGUCUAGUGAUAUAUUGGAACAGAAACUUCAACUUUUGAUCGAUGAAGGAUUGUAGAAAAUCAGUGUGUGACUUUCAGUUAUCUUCAUCACAAGAAUCAAACAUUAUGUUGGCCUGUUAUCAGUCAAGUGUCUCACAGACGACUUCAAGAAAGUUUCUGUUUAUAAGUUAUUGUAUAUACAUGAAUUACACAAUGUAUUCACUUGUUUUUGGAGAAAAUGAAGUGUUAGAAUGAUUAUGUGUAACAGAGCACUUAAAGGAAAUGAUGAUAUAAGUAUAUCAUUCACUAAAAAGUAAAACUUCAUUGAAAUACAAA
This is a messenger RNA of Ylistrum balloti, 6562 nucleotides long. RefSeq names its product germinal-center associated nuclear protein-like. Lineage: Eukaryota; Metazoa; Mollusca; Bivalvia; Pectinida; Pectinidae. The transcript has 29 exons. Bases 19 to 6303 code for a protein of 2094 amino acids. Gene Ontology annotation, cellular component: nucleus; cytoplasm; transcription export complex 2. Gene Ontology annotation, biological process: mRNA export from nucleus. Gene Ontology annotation, molecular function: RNA binding. The record is from RefSeq and is a predicted model, not a curated record.